This is a messenger RNA of Sesamum indicum (sesame), 1156 nucleotides long. RefSeq names its product Late embryogenesis abundant (LEA) hydroxyproline-rich glycoprotein family. Lineage: Eukaryota; Viridiplantae; Streptophyta; Magnoliopsida; Lamiales; Pedaliaceae. Gene Ontology annotation, biological process: defense response to other organism. The record is from RefSeq and is a predicted model, not a curated record. Gene Ontology annotation, cellular component: plasma membrane.
UUUCUCUCUCUCCCCACUUCAUCUUCAUAUAUUCUUCCAAAAGCUUCUUCUUCUGUCUCAAUCUUUCUCUCUCUAAAACCACUCAUUCUCUCUCUGGCUGUAGAUACAGAGCUGAUAUAUAUUCAUGCAUUGAAAGAAAAGAACCUAUUCCAAAGAGAGACAGCAAAAGUAGCUAGCGCAUAGUAAUAAGAUGAGUGACAGAGUUUACCCAGCGGCGAAGCCAACUGCCAACGGCGCCGCCCCGCCUGCAGCCAAUGGCGCCGCCAAUCCGGCAUUCCCGGCGAACAAGGCUCAGCUCUAUAACGCUAACCGUCCAGCAUACCGUCCUCAGCCGCCUCCACGGCGGCGCCGCCACAGCCGCUCUUGCUGCUGCUCCUGCUGUCUCUGCACAACUCUCCUGAUCCUCAUACUUCUCCUCAUCGUGGCCGUUGCCGGCGCCGUGAUUUAUGUCCUCUACCGCCCGCACCGCCCUUCCUUCUCCGUCAACUCUCUCCAGCUAUCCAAAUUCAACCUCACCGACACAUCCCUGACCUCCGCCUUCAACUUCUCCAUCACCGCGCGUAACCCUAAUAAGAAAAUCACCUUCUUCUACGACCAAAUAGCAGUGAAAAUUCUCUCCGGCGACGUCGAUAUCGGCGACGGAUCUAUCCCCGGCUUUACCCACGGCAGGAAAAACGCCACGACUCUGAGAACCGUCAUUUCGAGCUCGAAAGCUCCGUUCCCCGACGGCACCGACAUUUCGCCAUUGAAAUCCAGCUUGAAAAACAGAAAUCUACCGCUGAAGAUCCAAUUGGACACGAAAGUGAAGGUGAAAAUGGGGAAAAUCAAAACGAAGAAGCUCAGAAUCAGAGUCACCUGCGACGGAAUCAAGAUUUCGAUCCCAACCGGCAAAACGGCAACAUCCGCGACGACUUCGAACGUGAAGUGCAAGGUCGAUCCAAGAAUCAAGAUCAUCAAAUGGACAGUUUGAGUGAAAUCCAUGCAGAAGGUGUGAUGAUAUUUCCAAAAAAGAAUACUAUUUCUUCGUUUUUCUUUCUUGUUUCCAAUUUAAUUUGAUUUUUAUUUUCUUGAAUUUGCUUUUUGUUUGGUAUAUGAUUGUUGUUAGGAGGUACUUAGAAUUUUAAGUCUUGAUUGUGAUAUAUACAUAUUUCGGGUA